UACUACACAGUCUCUUAUAUAUGCUUCUUUCGGGGAAUGAUUAAGAUAUAUAUUUACGAGAUACAUUUCUCUGCUCUAUCUUCUGUUUUUUCUUCUCAUUAUGGUUGCAAAGAUUUCAUGCUUGUGCUGAUGUUUUUUUGUCUGUGUAUUGAUUUGAAUUUCUCUUUGGAACAAACCCCAUCAAUACAGUUUCUCUAAUAUAUAUAUAUAUAUAUAUAUAUAUAUAUAUAUAUGUUGUUUCCAUGAUUCCUGGUUGGCACAACACAUUUGAUAUAUUUUUUUUUUCUUUUUCACACACAUGUAUCAUAAUUCUUUCCAUGAUUAUUGGUUGGCAUAGCUGUGUGAAGAAUGGGAUUUUUAUUUAGGAUUAAUUACACAUGCUAGUAAGUUGUAACUGUGAAAUGGUUUUUGGAAUCACUAAUAUUGGUGAUUAAACAGCUUAUUAUUGGUGAGUUUGUGGUUACACCAAAACAUUCCCAUUCUGACAUAAGAAAGUGAAUUUGUGAUGAAAUUCAAGUUCAUACAGGUCAAGUUUCAUUUGAUUUUGGUGUUUUGCAGCAGAGCUUUUGAAAUAGUUAUAAUCGUUGAAGUAGUGAGACUCUUAAAAGUGACAUUAGAGUCUGACUAUAUGUUCUAGUAGUAGCAGAGAAGCAAACUCUGUUAUGCAUGUUCAGUCUAGGAAAGCUUCUUCUAUUUCAAAGAAAACUAAAGAUUUGCGCCAUUCAAAUUUCAAAUUGAAAGCAAAAUUCGACCGUUGGAGGGGAAGCGUGGACUGAAGAAGAGCGUCAACUACUACAACAGAAGCCAUAGUUAGCAAAAGAAACAAGAAGAUAGUGGCAAAGAAGAUAGGAGAAGAGAGUGACCAAAUGAUUAUUACCAGGCGCCAUGGCUGGCAACGUCCUCUCCACUCUUUGCAGAUCGUGGGAAUGGCAAUUUUCAGCUUCCUGGUGGUGGCAUUCUAUGCUUUCCUGGGUCUUUUUCUUGGAAACAGAACUGCAGAAAUUACUGUCACCACAAUCUUCUCCAUUGCGUCUCUUUCAGUGAUGGGACUCUUCAUAAGGUGCACUGCCAUUGACCCAACUGACAAAACUGGUGUUAGGAGGAAGAGGACCAAGAAAAAAGUCAAGUCCCAGAUCAAGCUCAACUAUGGCUUCAUUCUGGGUCAGAUUGUUUUAAGAUUUUUUAGGAGAGUGGAGAAGAAGAUCCUUAGGUCCUUCAUCAGGAGGAAGUAUCUGGAUCCAUGGAGUACCAGCUCUGAUCAUUUGGACCCAUUUCUUCCUUUUCCUCUUGUCCUCAAGGAUGAUGCAGCUGUCAACACUCCCAAUCCAAACCAAGACGACAUCUCCUUUUGCCAGCUCUGUGAUAUGGAGGUCAAAAAACGUAGCAAGCACUGCCGCACCUGCAACCGAUGUGUGGAAGGCUUUGAUCACCAUUGCAGGUGGUUAAACAACUGCGUUGGCAAAAGGAAUUAUACAACAUUUAUUCUUCUAAUGGUUUUUGUCUUGUUAAUGCUAAUCAUGGAAGGAGGAACUGCUGUUGCCAUAUUUGUUAGAUGUUUUACAGACAAACAUGGACUGGAGAAGGAACUAGAGCAGAAGCUCUAUGUGAAGUUUCCAAGAGAGGUUCUUGCCACCAUAUCAAUUUUGUUGCUAUUGAUGACAGCUUACGGUUCAGCAGCAUUAGGACAACUCUUUUUCUUUCAUGUGGUUCUCAUAAGGAAGGGAAUAAGAACAUACGACUAUAUAUUGGCAAUGAAAGAGGAGAACCAAUUCGCAGAAUUAGAUUCUUUUGACGAUGAUUCAGGCAUCUCUUCAGAUGACAGUGCUGAAUUUUAUUCACCAGAAAAGCCAACUUUUGUAUCUCGGUUUAUAUGCAGCGGACAAGGGUUGAACCAGAGUAACAAAAAUCUGUCCAUAAGAAUAGAAGGUGAUCCUGAGACAUCUCUUUUAGCCAACAAACAAGGCUUCCGGGUUGGUAUCAGCCCUUGGAAACUUAUAAAGCUGAGCAAAGAGAAAGCUUUAAGAGCAGCUGAAAGAGCACGGGAAAGGAUUGUAAAACAGAAGCCAAUGAUGGAACAGGGUCCAUUGAAACCACUGCCAUCAGAAACAAAAUGUGGUCCGCUGAUGAAUAAACAGAUAAAUGUUCCAGAUUCAGCAUCUGGUUUAACACCUCUAGUUUCUAAUGGUAGGCUUGGAGGAUCACCAGGAAGGUUUUCAAGCCCAAGAAGGAGAUUUUCUUGCCCCCCAUCUACAGUUUCUUCCAUUUUGGCAUCACCACAGCAAAAGUACAGAAGCAAUUUUGACUUGAAACUGACAGAUGUGUCGAAGGAGCUUGAGACCUACAUUUCGAGGCAGGUUUUAUGUUCAGUUAUAAAAGAGGAUGGAAGUCAGCCAUCCCCAAGAUAGGGAUUUUAAAUUUUGAUGGUUUGGAUUCUCAGCCUUUGAGAAAUAAAGUCCCUUGUAUUGUUGUGUGUAUACUUUCUUUUAUAUCUUAACCAGUCAAAACAUGAUGUAACAUUUCUCGAUUUGAUGCUAUAUUUAUAUACAUAUAUGUUGAUUUUUUUUAAGAUUGAUAUA
Molecule: messenger RNA, 2576 nt
Organism: Cannabis sativa
Lineage: Eukaryota; Viridiplantae; Streptophyta; Magnoliopsida; Rosales; Cannabaceae
Product: protein S-acyltransferase 18
Exons: 10
Coding region: 867-2405 (512 amino acids)
Biological process (GO): protein targeting to membrane; peptidyl-L-cysteine S-palmitoylation
Cellular component (GO): endoplasmic reticulum; Golgi apparatus
Molecular function (GO): protein-cysteine S-palmitoyltransferase activity
Source: RefSeq, a predicted model, not a curated record